Pelmatolapia mariae (spotted tilapia) is the source of this 2297-nucleotide messenger RNA. RefSeq names its product F-box only protein 6-like. Gene Ontology annotation, biological process: glycoprotein catabolic process; SCF-dependent proteasomal ubiquitin-dependent protein catabolic process. NCBI's taxonomy places the organism in Eukaryota, Metazoa, Chordata, Actinopteri, Cichliformes, Cichlidae. Bases 553 to 1407 code for a protein of 284 amino acids. Gene Ontology annotation, molecular function: protein binding; ubiquitin protein ligase activity. Gene Ontology annotation, cellular component: cytoplasm; SCF ubiquitin ligase complex. The transcript is spliced from 6 exons. The record is from RefSeq and is a predicted model, not a curated record.
AAAGGGGGAAAAUCCCCGGAUGACCCAUAGCGGAAGUCUCCGUCAAGAAGGCUUAGAAGAGUGUUAGCUGGGAAUGUUUUCCGGAGUAUCCCCGGUGUUUUACGGUAUUAACAUAAUCAGUCUGUGUUCUUCAGUUACUGCGUGCUAGAGAGUGCAAUCACAGUGGGAGUGACUGUUGUGGACGACCUACCUAUGUAGCAUUUUAGAGCAUAUCCCCCGCCUAUGAAGGGCGGCUCAAAUGUCUCGAGGUAAAUACCACCGCAACUGUCAGGAAGGGCAACGUAACAUGAGAGUACAAACCAUGUAUUCCCGUAAGUGAUUACUUUGACUGUAGAAAUUAAAUGAGUCACUCGUCGUUGGUUAAAUUUAGUCUUGUAACAUUAUGAGUUCUAAUCUAUAAAACAGUGGGACCUUAUCUCUAGCUGCACUUCCGCGUUGUCGGCUACAAGUGGGUCAACACCAACGACGUUAGAAAAGACUUGUUUUUAGAGAAGACAGCGAGGGGGUAUAGUAACAUCAGGUUACUUUACAGCCCUUGGUUCGUCGCAGGGCAUGAAGAGGAAAACGAAAGUCAUGGGUGCAAGUCAUAGCUAUGGUACUGCGAGUUCAAAGGCUGGCACAAGCUGCGUUGUAGCACAGCAGGCAACCUCGUCCUCGGCUCAAGAGUUCUUCCCUGUUCCUCUGGAGAUCCUGGAGGAAAUCUUCCUACAUGUUCCGGCCGGCCAGGUGGUUCGUGUUUGUCGGUUGGUGUGCUCACAGUGGAAAGAAGUGGCUGACAGUGAAUCUUUAUGGAGAGUAAGAUGUAGAAGAGAAGGAUACAACCUUCGUGAUUCUUCCAAAACACCUGAAGACUGGAGGUUAUUUUACUUCUUAUGCAAGAAAAGAAGAAAUCUCCUCAAGAAUACAAGAGGAGAAGAAAACAUGACAGGUUGGACGAUAAAGAAUGGUGGUGAUGGGUGGAACCUAGAGGACGUUAUGGUGCCACAUCCAAAUGAAGUAGUCAAGAAAAACUUUGUGACCUCUUAUGGAAUGUGCACAAAGGAGCAGCUGAUUGAUUUGGAGAAGGAAGGCUACAGCCCAGUCUUUAUGGAUAACCUCCAACCACACAUCAAAAUAUCUGAUUGGUAUGCACCACGAUGGGAUUGUGGAUGUGAGUAUUCAAUCUUUGUUGCAUUGCUGAACGCAAAGCAGAAGGUUAUCCAGUCCUUUACUCCCAAAACUGUUUUCUUUGAUCAGUGGAAUGAUCAGGAGUGGAAUCAGAUGAUCCAUGUAUUCCGGGACUAUGGACCAGGAGUGAGAUACAUUCAUUUUAGGCAUGGUGGCAAGGACACACAGUUCUGGGCUGGAUGGUAUGGAAUACGUGUCACAGACAGCAGCGUUGAAAUAUGUCCAGCAGUGAACACAUAGCUUGUUGGAAUUUGUCCAGUUCUUACAUCCUGUGUUGCCUGCAAUUGCACAUUAUCUUCUUACAUCUCACUGACCAUCUAUUCAUGUUUCCAGAGCUAUAAUCUCUGUAUGUGCACAAGUUUUCCAGUAAAAAGACAUUUUCUUUAAUGUUUCACACCGAACACCUUAAAUAAACAAAAAUGUGUUCACUUGCUUUCUGUGAUUGUCAUUGUGAUGUCAAUACUGAAGAUUACUGAGUAUUUUUUAAUUUGACAGGCUAAGUACUAUUUCAUGUACAAAUACAUCUCAAAGUUUACCCAAAUUCAAAAUAAAAUGAUCACUACUUUGUAGCUGGAUUUCAGAUUUUCAUGAGCCCAUCCAUACAUCCAUUCUCUUCCACUUCCCCUCUACUUUUCAUGAGCCAAUAUUUAUCAACAUUAAAACAAAAAAUGUUUGGAAAAAUUUACUUUGUGUAAUGAUUUGUGAGAUGCAUUUGUAUAAUUUGAUUAAAUUAAACAUUUUGUGUUCUCCUGUAAAUUUGUUCAAUUUUUAUCUGGAAAAUUUCAGGUAUUUGUGAGAACAGCUACUGCUUCAGACAUAAGAACCCCUUCAGUUUCAUUGAACAAAUAAUAUGCAAGUAUGAUUUAUAUUUGUAUUCUGCUGUUGAUAUAGGAUGAAUGAGUAUUCAGUGAUUUAUUGUGCACCUUGACUUGUUUGUCUGGAAGCCAGCAUGUGACUUAAUCCAUAUUUGCCUUACACAUACUUGCCUUUACUUUCCAUUUUGUAGUGCGAGAACUGGAUAUAAUUAUGUAAGCUUAAAUAUUAACACAUACUUCAGAGGGAAACUUGAAAGCCAUAUACUGUAUAGCACUGUGUGAAAUUUGAAAACAAAAAUUAAAGUGUAUUGUUUU